This is a messenger RNA of Lolium rigidum, 1617 nucleotides long. RefSeq names its product ATP phosphoribosyltransferase, chloroplastic-like. The record is from RefSeq and is a predicted model, not a curated record. Gene Ontology annotation, molecular function: magnesium ion binding; ATP phosphoribosyltransferase activity. The coding region runs from base 16 to 1236 and encodes 406 amino acids. The transcript is spliced from 11 exons. Gene Ontology annotation, cellular component: cytoplasm. Gene Ontology annotation, biological process: L-histidine biosynthetic process. Lineage: Eukaryota; Viridiplantae; Streptophyta; Magnoliopsida; Poales; Poaceae.
CGACGGACUGCCGGAAUGUCGACGAUGCUCGCGGCGGCGCGGCUAGACUUCGCGCCCUUCCUCCUCUCCCCGUCGCCCUCGCCGCCGUCCACCACCCUCCGCGUCCGGCCCUCGGCCUCCGCGGCGGCGGCGAGGACCAGGCUUCUCGCCCCGCGGGCAGCGGCGGCGGCGGCGACGGCGGUCUCCCCGAAACCGGCGGCGGUGGCGCCGCUCUCCGCCGACCGCACGGCCGUCCGCCUCGGGAUCGCCAGCAAGGGCCGCAUGUCCGACCUCACCCGAGACCUCCUCAAGAGUUGCCAGUUGACCGUCAUUCAGUCCAACCCGCGGCAGUACAUUGCCGACAUCCCGCAGAUGCCAAACUUGGAGGUUUGGCUUCAGAGGCCCACGGAUAUUGUUCGUAAACUGUGUUCAGGGGAUCUUGAUCUUGGCAUUGUGGGUUAUGACAUAAUCAGUGAAAUUGGGCAGGGCAAUGAUGAUUUAGUUAUUAUUCAUGAUGCUCUUGACUUUGGACACUGUCGCUUGUCCCUUGCGGUACCCAAGGAAGGUAUUUUUCAAAACAUAAAUACUCUAGAGGAGUUGGUAAAUAUGCCUCAGUGGACAGAAGAAAGACCAAUGCGGGUCGUUACAGGAUUUGGAUAUGUAGGUGCUAAAUUUUUGAAAGAAAAAGGUUUCAAGCAUGUCUCGUUUCUAUCUGGCGAUGGUGCUCUUGAGUCAUAUCCUGCUAUGGGCAUGGCUGAUGUUAUUGUGGAUCUUGUGAGUAGCGGAACAACUUUGCGCGAGAAUAAUUUGAAGGAAAUUGAGGGUGGAGUAAUUUUGGAAAGCCAGGCCGCACUUGUAGCAAGUAGGAAAUCUUUGAACAGACGUGAAGGUGCAUUGGAGAUUUCACAUGAGAUGCUUGAAAGACUAGAGGCUCACCUCACAGCGUCUGGCAAGAUAAUGGUAACAGCAAAUAUGAGGGGAAACAGUGCAGAAGAAGUGGCAGAGAGAGUUCUCAAACAACCGUCAUUAUGUGGAUUACAGGGCCCAACUAUAAGUCCAGUGUAUUGCAGUCUUGAUGGCAAUGUUGCUGUUGACUACUAUGCUAUUAAUAUAGUAGUUCCACAAAAGUCACUAUACAAGUCUAUUCAGCAACUGAGAUCCAUUGGUGGUAGCGGAGUCCUGGUGUCAAAACUGACCUACAUAUUUAAUGAGGAAACUCCUAGGUGGCGCCAACUUCUUUCGGAGCUGGGAAUGUGACUUGGUGCAAGGUUGGCCAUGCUCUCUUUGACAGUGGACUGUCUCCGUUAGCAUCACUUGUAUUUGUGCUGGCUGAAGCACCCACAUCAUAUAGAAACCCGAGUUCAGAAUAUGUAUGCAAAGUGAGCUCCAAUGUGGAAUGUCUGUGGCUGCGUGAGGAUUUUUUGGUAUGUACCGUCGCAUAUUGUGCUCAGCUAGUGUAUAAUCUAGACAGGCAUUAGUUCGAUUAUCCCUUUUUAUGUACCAGUUGAUAGAUUUGGGGUCCGGGUUGUUGGUUCUAUGCUUUGUAUGCUGAAUCUUACCUUUUGUUGGUGCUGCCCUGAAUAAUUGGGCCAUCUGAAAUGAAUAACCCCUUUGGGGUGGGUCUCAGUGGCAAGUCUA